AUGGCGCCAGAAACCCCUGCUCGUUCCAGCACUGAAGGAGCACGAAAGGCUUCGCUACCACCUCCUACGUUCCACCCUAGCCUGUGGGGUGGUUUCUUCCUCACUUACAAACCGCCCACUGCCCCUCAGUGUGCAUGCAUGGAAGAAAAGGCUGAAGUGCUGAAAGAAGAAGUUAGGAAGAUAGUAAAGAACACACAUGAAUUAUCAAAAUUAUUGGAUCUUAUAAUGACAUUACAACGGCUCGGGCUGGAUAUCUACUAUGAGAACGACAUCAACGAGCUGCUCCACAGUGUCUACAAGUCUGAUUACAAUGAGGAAGAUCUACAUUUAGUUUCACUCCGAUUUUAUCUUCUGCGGACGAAUGGAUAUGAUGUAUCAGCUGAUGUAUUCCUUCGUUUCAAAGAUGAUGAAGGGAAUUUUAUGUUCGACGAUACAAGAAGUAUUCUGAGCUUAUAUAAUGCAGCAUACCUUAGGACACAUGGAGAAAGGGUGCUCGAUGAGGCCAUAAUAUUCACAACAAGCCACCUAGAAGGUGUAUUACAACAAUCAUCACCACUAGCAAAUGAAAUAUCUUUAGCCCUUGAAACACCUCUUUUCCGAAGGGCUCGCAUAGUAGAAAUGAGAAGCUGCAUCCAUAUUUAUGAUAAUGAUGCUACCAAAAAUGAUGCCAUGUUGGAGUUCGCAAAAUUGAAUUUCAAUCUUCUGCAACUUCUAUAUUGUGAGGAGUUAAACAAAAUCACACUUUGGUGGAAGGAGCUCCAUGACGAAUCAAAGUUAGGAUUUUCUAGAGAUAGAAUAGUGGAAAUGUAUUUUUGGAUGAAUGGAGCAUGUUAUGAACCUCAAUAUUCUAACUCCCGGAUAAUACUUACAAAGAUUACAGCAUUUAUGACCAUACUAGAUGAUAUCUUUGACACAUAUGGUACCACCGAAGAGAGCAUGCAACUUGCCGAAGCAAUCAACAGGUGGAAUGGAAGUGCAACAGAACUGCUUCCAUCAUACAUCAAGGGAUUCUACUUAUAUUUAUUGAAGACAUUUGAUUCAUUUGAGUAUGAACUAGGCCCUGGUAAAAGCCACCAUGUGCAUUAUCUAAAAGAAGCGUUGAUGCGAUUAGUCCAAGCAUACACGGAGGAGCUAAAAUGGCGUGACGGAAAUUAUGUGCCAAAAACACUGGAUGAACAUCUCGGGGUUUCGGCGAGAAGCAGCGGAGGCUUCACACUAGCGUCUGCUUCAUUAUUUGCUGGAGUAGGUGGCAUAGCUACAACAGACACGUUCGAGUGGAUUCUGAACUAUCCACAACUCUUCAAGACAUUUGAUAUGUUUGUGCGGUUCUCCAAUGACAUCGUAUCAAGCCAGCGUGAGCAAGUCGGGGACCACUACGCCUCUACGAUCCAGUGCUACAUGGAAGAGCACGGUGCGACGCUGAAGGAUGCCCUCAAGAAGAUAAAAGACCACGUCGAGGACUCAUGGAAGGACAUGGUGCGACAUUGUGUCACGUCGACAGAGCAGCAGCAGCCGCUGGCCGUGCCGUGGACAGUCGUCAACUUCGCGAGGACGGUGAAUAACAUGUACAAGCGCGGUGACGCCUUCACUUCCUCGCACGAGAUCAAGGAGAUGAUCACGUUGCUCUACGUGGAACCAAUUUAUUAA
This is a messenger RNA of Hordeum vulgare subsp. vulgare (domesticated barley), 1647 nucleotides long. Its product is annotated as zingiberene synthase-like. NCBI's taxonomy places the organism in Eukaryota, Viridiplantae, Streptophyta, Magnoliopsida, Poales, Poaceae. The transcript has 7 exons. Gene Ontology annotation, molecular function: terpene synthase activity; magnesium ion binding. The record is from RefSeq and is a predicted model, not a curated record. Gene Ontology annotation, biological process: diterpenoid biosynthetic process. Bases 1 to 1647 code for a protein of 548 amino acids.